This is a messenger RNA of Penicillium mononematosum, 390 nucleotides long. RefSeq lists its product as uncharacterized. NCBI's taxonomy places the organism in Eukaryota, Fungi, Ascomycota, Eurotiomycetes, Eurotiales, Aspergillaceae. The record is from RefSeq and is a predicted model, not a curated record. The transcript is spliced from 3 exons. The coding region runs from base 1 to 390 and encodes 129 amino acids.
AUGCCUUCUUACAAGAACGACCCUCCGGACCAGGAGUAUCUAGACUCGAUCAAGAGACAUACCGACAAGGAAACCAACAAGGUCAAUCUUGCGCUCGUGGCCAAGGACUUUGGCUAUGCCAGUGGAAAGUCGUUUCAGAAGAAGUAUGCCAAGCUCAAGAAAGCACACAACCUGACCAACGGCCAUAUCUAUGAGACCUCUUCUACUGAGGCGGCUUCCCCCGAAGUGGCCCAGCCUCCCCCGAAGCCGAAGGAAACCAAGAUCCCCGAAGCCGAGAAAAGCGUCAUGGAUAUUGUGAGCGAGCACUUGAAGGCAUAUUCAGACAAACUUGCCGCCGAGAAGAAGGGCAAAAGCUUGGAGGAGGAUAAGAAGAAGAAAAAGCAAGCCUGA